CUCAUGGUCUAUACUCAAAAUGGAGUGCAGGAAACUGGAGUUGACCAUUAAUUCUGCACAUGAUUUACGAGAAGUAAGAAGAAUUUUCAAGAUGAAAGUUUACGCCAAGGUACUUAUCGGGGGUAACAAGACACUGGAGAAGCGAACUCCAGUAGACAAGCAUGGCCAGACCAACCCAGCAUGGCAUAAUACCAUGAACUACACUAUAACUGAGUCAUGGUUACAACACCAUGGCACCAUGCUCGUAAUUAAGCUCUAUUGUAAGCGUAAGCUUGGGGAUAGAUACAUAGGAGAAGUUCACCAGUCGUUGAAACAACUCUAUGAUCAUGCAUAUCCACUGGGUGGCAGUGCGGUGAUGUGUUUCCCGGUGCAGAUGGGCUCCGCUGAGUCACAAGGUCAACUUUGUUUCUCGUAUAGGUUUGGUGAGAAGGUGACCAUUGAGAAGCUAAUGCUUGCAGAAAGCAUUGCUUCUUUUUUACUAACUGGUCCUUCUGGUGCAACCUGAUCGAUGGAUCCGAACCCUAGUACAUAUAUACAACGAGUGAAUUUGUUUAAAGGU
Messenger RNA from Lactuca virosa, 559 nucleotides. NCBI's taxonomy places the organism in Eukaryota, Viridiplantae, Streptophyta, Magnoliopsida, Asterales, Asteraceae. The record is from the annotation of a GenBank genome assembly.